This is a messenger RNA of Cylicostephanus goldi, 650 nucleotides long. NCBI's taxonomy places the organism in Eukaryota, Metazoa, Nematoda, Chromadorea, Rhabditida, Strongylidae. The record is from the annotation of a GenBank genome assembly.
CUGAACAUACGAGAAGUCUUGGAAGAAGAUGAAGGCGGUUCCAUCGAAAAGUCCAUUGCUAAGCUUGUCGCUGAUGCUCGCAAGAAACAGCGAACUGUGGCGAAACCGACGAAAGUCAGGCUCGGCAUCAUGCGGUACGUCUACGUCGCAAUCGACUGUUCACGUUCAAUGACUAGCAAAGAUAUGCCUCCGUCUCGGUUUUUCGUUACGAUGAAGAUAUUAGUCAAUUUUCUGGAUAAGUUUUUUGAACAAAAUCCCAUUGCGCAGCUUGGGCUUAUUUUGGUGAAGGAUAAGAAAGCCGAACGUUUUGUGAGUCUCACAGGCAAUGUUCGAACUUUGAAGGAGCAUCUGAAUUCCAUCAAUGAGGCUAUCUGUAGCGGAGACUUCUCUCUUCAAAAUGCUUUACAACUUGCUCUAACAAACUUGAAGAGUUUACCUGGUCAUGUUUCGCGCGAAGUGAUUGUCAUAAUGUCCAGUCUUUCUACCGUGGAUCCUGGCAACAUCUUCUCAACGUUUGAGCUUCUCCGAGGUCACAAUAUUAGGUGCUCAGUGAUUGGUCUUGGGGCGGAGCUUUUUGUUUGCAAGCAGCUUGCGAAAGUUACCAAUGGUAAUCAAAUUUCUUUGCAAGUAUGCUAUGACAGUAAAUGAAU